Ostrea edulis (European flat oyster) is the source of this 1872-nucleotide messenger RNA. Its product is annotated as probable cytochrome P450 49a1. The transcript is spliced from 9 exons. Bases 52 to 1545 code for a protein of 497 amino acids. The record is from RefSeq and is a predicted model, not a curated record. Lineage: Eukaryota; Metazoa; Mollusca; Bivalvia; Ostreida; Ostreidae. Gene Ontology annotation, molecular function: heme binding; oxidoreductase activity, acting on paired donors, with incorporation or reduction of molecular oxygen; monooxygenase activity.
UGUUACAAAUGUUCUGUCGUGAGGGCGGUGUUCUCAGUCUCUCGGCGAUUGAUGUCGUCAUCGUGCCAUGUAUCUGACCAAGGUGUAAAAAACAGCAAGCCAUUUUCCGCCAUUCCCGGACCUUCCGGUCGAUACAGCAUACCCUACCUAGGCCAGGCGUUACACUUCCAGCCCUUUGGUCGGUAUUUGCCCAGUACUUUUACUGAUUACCUACGCGGUCUCCGACAUCAGUAUGGACCUGUUGUCCGCCAGAGGGCGGGGAUGCAAUGGAUGGUCUUCCUGUUCAAUCCUGACGACAUACAACGCGUUCUGUUUCAGUAUGAAAAAUAUCCCAUCCGUCCAACAUCUCAUCUUAUGCAUGCGUACUCCAAACGGAGAAACAUACCACUAAGUAUGGCAUUUCAGAAUAAGGCAAAAUGGGUCAAGGCACGUAAACCCGUUCAGGAAUUGAUCCUCAAGCCUAACGCAGUGCCCCGGUACUUCAGUGAGCUUAUGGACAUCGCGGAGGAUUUCAUGGUGAAAAGGAUCGAAGGAAGCAAUCAGCUGGGUGACACAUUACAGGAGCUUACACGCCUCACGAUGGAGAAUUCUGCGAUGUUUUGCUUUAACACACGACUCGACAGUUUUUCUCACGACCAUCACGAGCUUUUGUCAAAUAUCUUAGAUGUUCAUGAUUACCUGGGUCAGUCAUUUAUUCGGUUACCAUGGUAUCGCCUUUUCCCAACCAGAUUCUACCUGGAAUUUGAGAAAGCGUACGAUAACGUUCGCCACACGGCACAGCAAAGCUUAAGUGAAUAUCUGGAAAGAAAAUCCAAACAGCAAAAGAUUUCUUUCCAAGACUUUACGUUCCUAGAGAAGUUGGUAUCGGAUCCCAGAAUGCCCCGGGACAGCGUUGAGAGCGCCAUCACCGAUAUGUUCAUCGCUGGAACAGACGUCACCGCCAAUACUCUCUCAUUUGUCUUGUAUCACUUAGCAAAGAACCCUUUAGUCCAGGACAGACUUUAUGAUGAGAUCAAGCAGUGUUGUGUACAUGGUGAAAUCACUGCAUCUACUCUUGCAAACAUGCCUUACCUGAAGGCUUGUAUAAAAGAAUCUCUGCGACUUGUUCCACCACUGAGAGACGGAAUUCGUCGAUACGUGGAGAAAGACACAGUUGUAGCGGGAUACGAUAUUCCAAGAGGGACAACACUAGUCUUUUGCAACAGCGUCAUCUCUAACGACAAGGCUUAUUUCCCCGAACCCCUCGCCUACAAACCAGAGCGGUGGUUGCGCAGUUCGCCACUUCGUAGCAACUUCCACCCAUUUGCCAUCCUACCUUAUGGUUUUGGCCGGAGGAAUUGUGUUGGGCAAAGAUUUGCAGAUCUUCAAAUGCAUAUUCUUAUUGUAAAGCUUCUUCAGAAGUAUUCACUAAGGCUCCCAGUGGCGGAUGGAGAGCUCCCUUACACCUACACCAUAUUUGCUACACCUUCUCGGAAGUUCUCUGUCCUGUUAGACAAACGAGUAAAGAAGAAAGACGAACGUAGAUGUGAAGCGGAGGGACAAUGAAGGGUUGAUGGACGAACACUAUGAUAUACAGUGUAUCCACGCCACGGGAUGCUUUCAAUGACGAGGAUAAAACUGUCCGAAGUUGCAGAUUGAGGAAGGAAUCCAACUUGUACAACCUACUGUUUCAUAAAUUGGCUGUGGGUUUUGCGUCAUAUCAACCGUACAAAGACUGAGAUACCUAUAUUUCCAUCUAACACCCACGCCAACAACUAGAUGGACUGGUGAUCAAGAUUAGGGGAAAUAUUGGAAUUCUUGAUUUCUUCUUUUGAUCCAUUCCAUACUCGGUACACAUGUUGUAUAGAGUACAUGUUUAAAAUAUUACUUUUA